Molecule: messenger RNA, 817 nt
Organism: Marchantia polymorpha subsp. ruderalis
Lineage: Eukaryota; Viridiplantae; Streptophyta; Marchantiopsida; Marchantiales; Marchantiaceae
Source: the annotation of a GenBank genome assembly
CAAGCUGGCCAGAGCCUCGACGACGCAAAGGGAGGGGCCGAGCCCGCCGCAUGAUUGUGCCUUCAUGAGCAAUAAUAACUGGUGGCUUCUCCCGCCUGCGCGACGAUCCUCGAUUCGGCUCGCGUAUUUUUCUACACUCCUCCGUUGCCGCAGAAUUGCUGCACCCCACGAUCUGCCUCUCGUCUUCGAGACCCCGUUCUGUCUCCUGUCCCGACUGACACAAAUCAUCGUAAAUCCUUCAAUGAAUGCGGUGCGAUUUCAUCCCCAUGCCGCUGCUGCUCGAUUGCGCUGUGAUUGAACGAGCGGUAAUCCUCCCCGACACCGUCAUUCGUUCUCAAGGUUUCGGGACUUGCGGAUUUCGAAACCUGUUUGACGUUCGGGAGACGCAGGGCUCGCAUCGAAUCUCCUCGGCAAAAGCAAGUAUCUCGCUUUUGAUGACAUCGUGGAACUGGUAUAUGCUCGUAUGCUCGUUCUACGUGAGACCUCGAUUGUCUCGAGACGAGCAGUGGGGAAGGCUUUCCCACCAAGAGCAACGACAUUUCAAAUACGAAUGCGACAAAGGGCUAGAUAAACCGUGACAGUACAUUGACAUCACUGCGGCUUUUCAUUGAAGUCGACGACAAGAAAAAGGCGAGAUAGAGAGACGUGCGUAAACUAUCGGUAUAACUUGUUGUACAUCUCGUGAAGGCCCUCGGCAACGAGUACCGCAAAAUUGCAACCACUUUUGUCAGUUGCUUAAAUCCCUGGACCAUGGAACAUGCGUUCCGUUACACACUUUGAGGUUCGUCAUCUUUUCAGAGCUACAUAACAACAGAGU